This is a messenger RNA of Nipponia nippon (crested ibis), 417 nucleotides long. RefSeq names its product ripply transcriptional repressor 3 (gene RIPPLY3). The record is from RefSeq and is a predicted model, not a curated record. Gene Ontology annotation, biological process: embryonic pattern specification; negative regulation of transcription by RNA polymerase II. Lineage: Eukaryota; Metazoa; Chordata; Aves; Pelecaniformes; Threskiornithidae. Gene Ontology annotation, cellular component: nucleus.
AUGGAGGGUGCAGCUGGAGGUCUCCCAGUCCAGGCUGCAGCGGGGCGCAUCUGUCACCGCUCCCGGGGCGCCUGGCGGCCGCGGCACCAGCACCAGCAGCAUCCACCCCGGCCGAGGGAGCGCCCAGAGAGCAGCCCUGCUUUAUGGAGGCCCUGGAUGCUCACAGCAAGAGACAGUGAGAUGACAGAGAAUCAACAAAUGUCAGAACUGGAUGGUCAGCUAAUAAAUUUUAGACCAAAAGGAGCCCUGGGGUUUCAACAUCCAGUGAGACUUUAUUUGCCCAAGUCCAAAUCUCAAAAGUUUCUUAAUAACAUCGGAGAGAAGGUUCUGGCGAGUUUUCCAGUACAAGCUACAAUUCAUUUCUACAAUGAUGAUGCAGACUCUGAGGAAGAUGAAGAGGAAAUCGGUUCAGCCUAA